Molecule: messenger RNA, 765 nt
Organism: Plasmodium gallinaceum
Lineage: Eukaryota; Apicomplexa; Aconoidasida; Haemosporida; Plasmodiidae
Product: fam-g protein
Exons: 2
Coding region: 1-765 (254 amino acids)
Source: RefSeq, a predicted model, not a curated record
AUGAAAACUUUAACUUUAUAUUUAAAAAUUACUACAUUCUUUCUUUUAAUUUGGAUGUAUCAAUGUUUUUAUAACUGUGAUUGCAAUAAAUGUUUGAUUGAUAAAAAUAUAUUGCAAGCAAAAAAUAAGUUAAAAUAUGAAAGAGUAUUAACAGAGGGUGACAUACCAGGAAAAAAGCAAACUAACACUGAAGGAUGUCUAGAGGAAUGUCCAUUAGAUGAUAAAAAAAACAAGUGUAAAAAUCCGGAUCAAUGCGAGAAUCCGUGCGAUCGAUGGCAGAGAGUUAAUACUCCAUUAUUGUGGGAGCGAUUUUAUGGUGAAACAAGUGGAAUUGACCCUAAAUUGAAAAAAAAAAAAUGGAAUGUUGAAUGGAAUGAAAUUUCAGCUAACAAUGUUAAUCAUCUAUCUUCAAUAAUUUAUCGACGAGAUAUUCCAGAUGAAGAAAAAGGAAAAUUAAUUCUUAGUGUUAUGAAAGAACAGUUAAAAUUAAAGAAAUUAUUAGACGAAUAUGAGAAAGAGAUGAGAGAUAAUAAAACAGAAUCCGAAUCUAAGAAUGAGAUGAGAGACAAUAAAACAGAAUCAGAAUCUAAGAAAGAGAUGAGAGACAAUAAAAAAGAAUCUGAAUCUAUGAAUGAGAUGAGAGAAAGUAAAGCAGAAUCCGAAUCUAAAAAAAAGCAGGGAAAAAAUAAAAAAAAAAAUAAGAAAUUAAAUAUUUGGAAAUUUCUUUUUAAUAGGUUUGAUAACCUUUACGAGAAUAAAAAUUAA